AUGCAUUGGAAUAUCGGAGUGAGUUCGAUAUUUCUUUGUACUAUAAUACUUGUUUUUGGACAUCGAGAUUUAUUUGAAAAAAAAUGCAAACGAAAAUGUAAUACGGCCGACGGCUCAGUCGAAUGCUGGAGAGAAACAACAGAUGGUUUUGCUUAUGGUUUAUCUACAGCUAUGAUUGAUUUUUGUCAAGUAAUACUUAAAAUUCGUCACCUUAAACAUGACACACAAACGUGGUAUAAUAUUAGUCGUGAAAUACUCGCAGAACAAAUUGAAAAAUAUGAACUUGAUGAAGAAGUUCAACAAUUAACAAAAGAAAAUAUCGAACAAAUUGCUAUGUCUCUAUUAGAUAAUUGUUUUUAUGCUUCAUCAUCUGUUAUUUCCUCUGAACCAUCAUGUCCAUCCUGUUCAGAAGCACAAACAAAACUAAUGAAAGAAUGGGGUAUUGCAUCAAUAAUUAUUAUCUCAGUUGGUUUAUUACUUUUUUUUAUUAUUUUACUUUUAUUUGCUGCCUAUAUUUAUUAUACUCGUCGUUCAUAUGUAUCAAUUAAAUAA
Messenger RNA from Rotaria sp. Silwood1, 552 nucleotides. The record is from the annotation of a GenBank genome assembly. NCBI's taxonomy places the organism in Eukaryota, Metazoa, Rotifera, Eurotatoria, Philodinida, Philodinidae.